Molecule: messenger RNA, 741 nt
Organism: Orbilia oligospora ATCC 24927
Lineage: Eukaryota; Fungi; Ascomycota; Orbiliomycetes; Orbiliales; Orbiliaceae
Exons: 2
Coding region: 1-741 (246 amino acids)
Cellular component (GO): endoplasmic reticulum membrane; endoplasmic reticulum
Source: RefSeq, a predicted model, not a curated record
AUGCGCUUCCUCUCCGCCCUCCCGUUCGUCGCCUUGCUCACAGGUUCUGUUCUGGCUAUUGACCCUCCAACCGGCAGCAAGCCCUCCGAAGAGCCUUAUGCCAUGAACACCAAUGUUAAGGUGACCUUCCCAGACAAUGACUCACCUCUAGGGAUCACUGUCGUCAAUGGCAAAGUCGCCCGUAUCAAUGUCGAAAUUACCAACCAAGAGGCCUACCCAAUAACGGUUCAGGCGGUGGGCGGUCAGCUCCGAAAGCACGACCGUUCAGUAAUCCUUCGCAACUUGACGGUCUCCAAGCAAGGAACUGAGAUUCCUGCCUCGGGUACCACGAACGUUCCGUACUCGUUUGUGCCAAAUAUGCACGCUCAGGAUGUUGUCUUGGAGCUCGGUGUUCUGUUUUCGGUUGAGAAACACGGAAAGGCUGUGCAGUAUACUGCUUUCAAUAGCACUAUCUCUGUUGCAGAACCACCAACUAGCUUGUUGGAUCCUCAGAUCCUCUUCCUCUACGUCUUCAUCCUCGGCCUCGUCUCUGCUGGUGGAUACGUCGCCUACCAAACCUGGGUUGUCCCCAUGCUCCCCAAGCCAAAGCGUGUUCGCCCAGUCGUCCCAGUCGAAGCGAAGACCACUUCUACAGAUGUUAAGACCGGAUUCGACGAGAGCUGGAUCCCAGAACAUCACUUGAAGCGACCAGCCGCCCAGAAGGUCCGAAGCGGUGGCACUCCAAAGCCAAAGGCAAAGUAA